CCCAACCACCUCCCCGGGGGGAAACCUCCUCCCAGCCGCACCUCUGGGCGCCUCGCCGCCGGGAGCCGUUCCCCGCGGGCUGAUCGAGCCCUCGGGGCUGGGCUGAAGCAUCAGCCUGGCGGCAUGCAACAGCCAAGGCUGCCCCAAAGGGAGCGGAGAGCAGAGAGCAAAGAUAGGGUUUGGGGGCUCUUUCUCUCUCCCUUGUACGGCAAAAAGGGUUUUGUGAGUUGUUAGCAUGCCUAGACUGAGGGUCAGUUUCUUGCUCUCUGAAGCCAACAUCAAUAUUUGGUCCAGGGUUUCUGUUGAGAUUUUUAAAAAAAAAAUCACUUUAUUGCAAUCUUCUUAUUUUAAUAGGAGAAAAGCCCUUUCUAAUUGCAGGAUCAGAUCAGAAUCUCAUUUCUUUAAGUCUAAUGCUACUCUUUAUCUAUGGCUGGUACCACUUCUGCAAGGAGAAGGACCUUUGAAACUGCAAGUCGUACCAUAAUUCAACUCUCUACAGGUCUCAUUCACACCUAACAGAUUGCUUUUAACCCAGGAGCAGAACUAGGAAAGUCUUCUCACACUGCAGCGUCAUCCUCCAAGACCUCUCUCUUGUGCCUAGGCCUUCCCUGCUGCAGCUACAUCACCUGCAUGUAUCACUGAUGGGGGACUACUGCAGGGGAGAAGUGAGUGCAUCACAGAUGGAGCGGGCUUAUGGCAUUUACAAUGCAGCAAACAUGUUUGAAGAGCAGCUGUGCAAAGGCUCGUGGAGAGAGCAGUGAAGCUGAAGUAACAAGCUGAGAAACUGCCUGUCUUCCUUGCAGAUGACAUGUUUAUUUGCAAAGAUAUGGUUCCAAUUUUGGGAGUGGACCUUGAGGUGGCAGAAAAAAAAACCAGAAUUUUGGAGGAAAUACGGCAGCAAGAUCUCCUGUACAAGAACAGAUCACUUACCAGCAAACUGAACUAAGAUACUGAGCUCUAUUGCAGAUUGUGCUAUUGUGACAAAUGUUGCUAAUCCAGCAUCACGCACCUUUACUUACUAAAGACAAAAACGGAGAGAACAGUAGGGCGCAUCAUCUUUAAGUGAGGGCCCUCCAGCUCGCUGCCAAGGCCCAGGUGCUCACCCACUGAGAGUCAGUCUUCAAAGACGGGAUGAAGUGACAGAACCGCAGGCAGAGGAACUUGUGAAAGUGACACAGCUGUACUGUAAAAACGCCAGCCCACGGACUUUGCUGCCAGAGGAACUUAACUGCCAGCACUGAUAGACCUGAGAGCAGGCUUGCCUGAGACAUGGAGCGAGAACCAAUGCGCAUAAGGGAGGGCUACUUGGUUAAGAAGGGCAGCAUGUUUAAUACCUGGAAGCCAAUGUGGGUUGUGCUCUUAGAAGAUGGAAUUGAAUUCUACAAGCGGAAGGCUGACAACAGCCCCAAAGGGAUGGUCCCACUAAAAGGAAGCUCUGUUAACAGCCCAUGCCAAGAUUUUGGUAAAAGAAUGUUUGUCUUCAAGCUCACUGCGGCCAAGCAGCAGGACCACUUUUUUCAAGCUGCCUACCUGGAGGAGAGAGAUGCCUGGGUACGAGAUAUCAAGAAAGCAAUUCGUUGCAUAGAUGGAGGCCAAAGGUUUGCCAGAAAAUCCACAAGAAAGUCUAUCAGACUGCCUGAAACAAUCAACCUGAGUGCUUUGUACCUCUCAAUGAAGGAUCCUGAAAAGGGAAUAAAGGAAUUGAAGCUGGAAAAAGAUAAAAAAGUGUUCAAUCACUGCUUUACAGGAACUUCUGUGAUUGACUGGCUGGUGUCUAGCAACUCCAUCCGAAAUCGCAAAGAAGGUCUCAUGCUUGCCUCUUCCCUCUUGAGUGAAGGCUACCUGCAGCCUGCAGGGGAUACGUCCAAGGCUGCUGCUGAGGGACUGUCAGACACCCCCUUCUUAGAUCUCAGCGAUGCGUACUAUUACUUUCCAGACAGUGGGUUUUUCUGCGAGGGAAAUUCUAGUGAUGAUGAUGUGGUCCUGAAAGAAGAAUUCAGAGGCAUAGUAGUCAAACAAGGAUGCCUGCUGAAACAGGGACAUCGGAGGAAGAACUGGAAAGUGAGAAAGUUUGUUUUGAGAGAGGACCCUGCAUAUCUUCACUACUAUGAUCCUGCCGGUGGAGAAGAACCACUAGGAGCAAUUCACUUGAGAGGCUGCGUGGUGACAGCAGUGGAAGAUAUGCCAGACUCCAAGAAGUAUGAUGUUGACAACAUCCUCUUUGAAAUCAUCACAGCAAAUGAAAUUCACUAUUACUUGCAAGCAGCCUCAUCUGCAGAGCGUACAGAGUGGAUCAGAGCAAUUCAGGCAGUUGCUAGGACUGGAAAAUGAAGAUGAUCUCCCAGCAAGAAGACAGACAACUGAAAUUCAUUACUCAAAACAAAAUGGAAUUUUGGCAUUUCAUCAAGAGAAUACAAAAUCAUUCAGAAAGGCAUCUUAAGGCUUGAGGGUGGGGGUGAGGGUCCAAAGUUUCAAUUUUAUAGUUGGCACUAACAAACUAACAUUUUCCACUUGUUUUAUGGUAAUAUUGUACUAAAUAUUUUACAAAAUUAUAGCAUAGAACAUGCCGUAUUAGUGUGUGCUUCUUAGAGUAUCAGUCUCCCUUGGGGAGGCUGUACCUUAUACCUUUCCCUGUUGCCACACCUGAUAAUGAAAAUUCACCAUUAACAAAGGACAGUCACGCCACUGACUGUGAGGAACUCAGCUAGUCACCUACCAUUCAGCCUGUGUUGUGGUUCAGUAUCUUCAGAUAUUUCAAAGUCUUCCCAAGACAAACUUUACACUUUCUUCUUUACCAGCCAGUGAUCUUUCUACAGCCUUGUUCACCUACACAAGGAAUGCCAUGGAUUUGAGGAAAGAGAUCAACUCACUUGGAAACCUAAUCCACUCCUUUAUAAUUCUUCAGUGUUAAGGAAGGGAAGAAUCCAGACAACUAUGGAAGCACCAUGCAGAAAGCAAGUACAACUCAAUGAGAGCGGUAUGAGCUUCCUUGUAGGAAAAGUCUCUCCCAUGGUAUUUCAAACACGAAGCAAUCUCAAUUCAACUUCUUUAUCACCUGAU
This is a messenger RNA of Athene cunicularia (burrowing owl), 3060 nucleotides long. It is a transcript of the gene PLEK, whose product is annotated as pleckstrin. The record is from RefSeq and is a predicted model, not a curated record. Gene Ontology annotation, biological process: intracellular signal transduction; actin cytoskeleton organization. The transcript has 14 exons. Bases 1270 to 2331 code for a protein of 353 amino acids. Gene Ontology annotation, cellular component: plasma membrane. NCBI's taxonomy places the organism in Eukaryota, Metazoa, Chordata, Aves, Strigiformes, Strigidae.